Messenger RNA from Cannabis sativa, 2520 nucleotides. RefSeq names its product stress response protein NST1-like. Bases 501 to 2135 code for a protein of 544 amino acids. The transcript has 3 exons. The record is from RefSeq and is a predicted model, not a curated record. NCBI's taxonomy places the organism in Eukaryota, Viridiplantae, Streptophyta, Magnoliopsida, Rosales, Cannabaceae.
CAACCCUCAUUAUUACUCUUCUUAUCUUAUCGUGUGUUGUGUGUAGCUAGCUAGGAAAGAAAGAACUCUCUAGACCGGUUUUUUGUCGUUAGUGGUACAAAGUGAUUAUAUCAUUAUAUUACUAAGCUAGCUUUACCCACCUCAACCACACCAAUUUUUGUUGUAUUACUAUUAUUUGAGUUAACUGUAGUAGUGACAUAUUUUGAUCAUAAAAUAAUUAGUUUAUUAUCACUAAUUUUCUGCCUCGAUUUUCUAACCUCCCAGAUUUGAAUGAGGAAGUCUCCUCAUUCCUUCCCCACUUAAUAAAAUUUCUUUCUCUUCUCUCUUUUAUUUGUACACAACUUUUCACCUAUAACUCUCCUCAAAACUUCUCUCUCUUUUCUCUCUCACUUUUGAAAAAACUUGUUUAAGUUGAAACCUCUUCAACUCUUUUUCAUGGUUUUUUGAAAUUUGUACUCUUCAAGGAAAGAUUUUUUUGAUUAUUAUUUUUUUUUUUAUUUAUGAGUAUGGCUCAGUGCUUGAAGUUGAGCGAGUUACUGAAAGAAGAUCAGGAACCGUUCGUUCUCAAGAACUACAUUUCCGACAGACUUUCUCAGCUGAAAACGGCUGACCAUCCCAGAAACCAUUUACAGCUCAAAAAACGAAAACCCAUCUCAGAAAACAGAAGCUUUCCCGGAAAAUUCUGUAAAACCGCUUGUUUUCUCUCCUUAAAUGAGUCACCGGACCCUAGAAAGUCACCCCUUUUCGAAUUUCAAUCUCCGGCCAAGAGCCCUUGCAAAAACUCAAAUGCCAUUUUUCUACAUAUCCCGGCGAGAACUGCCGCUCUGUUACUCGAUGCUGCUCUGAGGAUCCAAAAACAGUCAUCAUCAUCAUCUUCGAAGACCAAAACCCAGAAGCUAAAGAACGGUUUUGGCUUAUUUGGAUCGUUUUUGAAGAGACUAAAGAAUCGUAAUCGGUCAAACAGGACCAGAGAAAUCGAGGGGGGAAAUGGUGUUAAAGUCAAACCUUCGGUCAAGGACAUUCUAAGAAAGGUUAAUACUAUGGAAGAAAAGGUAGUUAGAGGUGAUGAUCAGGUUAUGACAGGCUGUGAGAUUAGCGGUUCUUGUCCAUGUACUGGUCGACCCAGUAGUGCUACUAUUUGGUCGGAGACCAAUGAAGAAAAAUCUUUGGAUUUAGAGACCUCGAGUAGUACUAGUAGCCACUAUGAACACUCUGAUGAAAUCGAUUUCCUGACCAAACUCGUAAGAGAAAGUAAUAAUAAUAAUAAUGGUGACAUUGAUUUUUCUUUCUGUGACCAUGAAAAUGAAAACGACUUCUCUCAAAGCCCAUUUCGUUUCGUUCUUACACGAAGCCCUUCUUCAGCCGGUCACCGGACGCCGGAGUUUUCAUCUCCGGCGCCGUCUCCCUCCCGCCAUAAACAAGAGGAGAAAAUUAAGAAAUGUGUAUCUGAAAACCAGGAGUUCCAAAGGGUAAAAAAUGAAGAAGAAGAAGAAGAAGAGGAGAAGGAGCAAUUUAGUCCUGUAUCAGUAUUAGACCCUCCAUUUGAAGAUGAUUAUGAUGGUCAUGAAGAUGAAGAUGAAGAUGAAGAUAAUGGUUUUGAUAUGGAAAGCAGCUUUGCUAGUGUACAGAGAACAAAGCAGCAGCUACUGCAAAAGCUUCGUAGAUUCGAGAAAUUGGCUGAGUUAGAUCCAAUUGAACUCGAGAAAAGAAUGUUAGAUGAAGAAGAAGAUGAUGAUGAAGAAGAAGAAGAAUGCGAAGAUGAUGAAUCGGAUGUUGGUGAUUUUGUUCGCGAAGUUCUAGGCAACUCACGCCUUCAUCAAGUCCAACGAAUUCCUAGACACAUGAAGAGAUUAGUUUCUGAUGUUAUGUUGGAGGAAAGGAGAGAAGAAAACACGAGUGACUACAGCGAAGAAGUGGCGAAAAGAGUGUGCAAGAGGUUCGAAUCGUGGAAAGAAGUGCAAUGUAACACCAUUGACAUGAUGGUAGAGCAAGAUUACAGCAAAGAUCUUCAAGGUUGGACAACCAAGAACAACAAAGAACAAAUGGGAGAGACAGCAAUUGAGAUUGAAUAUGCUAUCUUUGGGUUACUAGUGGAAGAAUUAGCUGCUGAACUUGUUUGUUUAGAUGGAAAAUAACUAAGUAAAAAAAAUUUCCUUUUCCAUUGCUGUUUGGUACCACAGGAAAAUAAAUAAGUAGAAUUUUGGUUUAACAUCCUUCAAAUUUUUAUUUAUUUUUAGUCAAAAAUAUAAAAUUGGGGUAUAGUCUGACUUGUACUACUAUGAAGAAGAAAUAGUAGACUUAAAUAGGAACCUGGCCUUUGAAGGAGUAAAAGAAAGGACCUUGGUUUAGAUAAGAUGAUGAUGAUGAUGAUGGUAGCUUUGCUAUGAUGAUAUGUAUAUGAAUGAAUAUGAGUAGUUGGGUGGGACUGGUGUAUGAUGAGUGUAAUCCUUGCUCAAUUUUAGGCAUGACAUGUACAAUUCUUGGCACUUUUAUGUAAUAUAUAUUAUCUCAUAUUUUUCA